AAUAUAGACAACCUUUGUUUGAAAUUGUUGGCAUGACAUCGACCGAGUUGACUUUUGCUGUUGGAUUUGCGUAUAUGGAGUCUGAGCAAACAGAGAAUUUUUGCUGGGUAUUGGAGAAAUUAAAAGAGUUGUUUGUGAAGAAAGACAUGUGUCCACAAGUGAUUUUGACAGAUAGAGAUCUUGCUUUGAUGAAAGCAAUUGAAGUUGUGUUUCCCAGCUCGAUUAAUUUGCUAUGUAGAUUUCACAUUAACAAAAACGUUGGUGCCAAAUGCAAACAACAUGUGGUGAAUGACCUGCAAAAGACGAUAGACACAUUAUGGAUGGAAGUUGUCUGGGCUAGUGAUGAGGUUGAGUAUGGUCAGCGGUUGCAUCAACUUGAGCAAGCAUGUGUUGAUUAUAGUGGAUUUAUUAAUUAUGUGAAAGACACAUGGUUGACUCCACAUAGGCAUAGAUUUGUUGGAGCAUGGAUUAAUCGAGUGCUACAUUUGGGUAACACAACGACUAAUCGGGUUGAAUCUGCUCAUUGGAAGUUAAAGCAGAUGUUAGGAAACAGUAUAGGUGACAUGGUCAAAUGUUGGGAAGCAAUGAAUAACAACUUGAGGUUACAACUGGGAAACAUUAGAGCUUCUUUUCAAAAGAGUUUUUACGAAGUUGAGCACGCGCACGAAGAUACAGACUAA
Molecule: messenger RNA, 680 nt
Organism: Lathyrus oleraceus (garden pea)
Lineage: Eukaryota; Viridiplantae; Streptophyta; Magnoliopsida; Fabales; Fabaceae
Exons: 3
Coding region: 33-680 (215 amino acids)
Source: RefSeq, a predicted model, not a curated record